GUGUGUGUGUGUGUGUGUGCGCGUGUGUGCGUGUGUGCAGAAUGCACACUAUCUCCUGUUGGUUCAGUUGGAGACGAUCAUAGGUGGCUGCUGUGACAAAGGGAAAUUGUGCUUUUCCAGCAUGCUUACUGACCCUGAUUUACCUCAGGAGUUUGAAAGGAUGUCUUCCAAGCGACCAGCCUCUCCGUAUGGGGAAGCAGAUGGAGAGGUAGCCAUGGUGACAAGCAGACAGAAAGUGGAAGAAGAGGAGAGUGACGGGCUCCCAGCCUUUCACCUUCCCUUGCAUGAAGUUGAUGGCAAUAAAGUUAUGUCUUCAUUUGCCCCACACAACUCAUCUACCUCACCUCAGAAGGCAGAAGAAGGUGGGCGACAAAGUGGCGAGUCAUUGUCUAGUACAGCCUUGGGAACUCCUGAACGGCGCAAAGGCAGCUUAGCUGAUGUUGUUGACACCUUGAAGCAGAGGAAAAUGGAAGAGCUCAUCAAAAACGAGCCAGAAGAAACCCCUAGUAUUGAAAAACUACUCUCAAAGGACUGGAAAGACAAGCUUCUUGCAAUGGGAUCAGGGAACUUUGGCGAAAUAAAAG
Molecule: messenger RNA, 584 nt
Organism: Carlito syrichta (Philippine tarsier)
Lineage: Eukaryota; Metazoa; Chordata; Mammalia; Primates; Tarsiidae
Product: transcription factor SOX-5-like
Exons: 5
Biological process (GO): regulation of transcription by RNA polymerase II; positive regulation of chondrocyte differentiation; cell fate commitment
Cellular component (GO): nucleus
Molecular function (GO): RNA polymerase II cis-regulatory region sequence-specific DNA binding; DNA-binding transcription factor activity, RNA polymerase II-specific
Source: RefSeq, a predicted model, not a curated record